AUGUUCGUGGAUUCGUCUCCAGAGAAUUGCAAGAAGUCCUUUGAGACCAGCCUGCGCCGGCUCGGAGUGGAGAGCAUCGACCUUUACUAUAUGCACCGCGCGAACCCCGGUGUUGCGAUCGAAAAGACGGUCCAGACCAUGAAGGAGCUUCACCAAGCAGGAACGAUCAAGUAUCUUGGCCUUUCGGAGGUCUCCUCUGAAACCCUUCGCAGAGCUCACGCUGUUCACCCGAUAGCAGCAGUGAAAAUUGAGUACAAUCCUUGGACGCUUGACAUUGAGGGUCCCUCAGGGACGAGCCUGCUCGAUACCUGUAAGGAACUCGGCGUGGCUGUUGUUGCUUACUCGCCGUGGGGACGAGGCAUCUUGACCGGAAAGUACCGAUCCAAAAACGACUUUGAGCCCGGCGAUGUUCGCCUCUACCUGGAGAGAUACCAAGAUGAGAACUUCCGGAAGAACCUGGUCCUCGUGGACAAAUUUGAAGAGGUUGCCAAACGCAAGGGUUGUACAUCAGGCCAGCUCGUCCUCGCAUGGCUCGUGACCUAA
Messenger RNA from Verticillium alfalfae VaMs.102, 543 nucleotides. Its product is annotated as aldo-keto reductase yakc. The record is from RefSeq and is a predicted model, not a curated record. Lineage: Eukaryota; Fungi; Ascomycota; Sordariomycetes; Glomerellales; Plectosphaerellaceae. Bases 1 to 543 code for a protein of 180 amino acids. Gene Ontology annotation, cellular component: cytoplasm. The transcript is spliced from 2 exons.